Messenger RNA from Prunus armeniaca (apricot), 798 nucleotides. The record is from the annotation of a GenBank genome assembly. NCBI's taxonomy places the organism in Eukaryota, Viridiplantae, Streptophyta, Magnoliopsida, Rosales, Rosaceae.
AUGUCUUUGGGGCUCAUUUCAACAUUUUCCAUCCCAAACAAGCAAGGGGAUGGUGCUAUGAGCAGCCUCUUGCUGUGCUCAAAGGCUGGAUCUUCCUCCUCUGCUCUGAGCCGUGCUUUUUCUCUAAGUUUCUGUGAGCAGAGGAAGCUCAACAAGUUUGCGGUUUCCGCGUCGAACGAGACGAAGACAGCGACGGUGACUGGGGUGGUGUUUGAGCCGUUUGAAGAGGUCAAGAGCGAUGCUUUUGUUGUUCCUGUGUCCCCUCUGCUAUCUCUUGCUCGCCAGCGUUACGCAGAUGACUCUGAAGCUGCAAUCAACGAGCAGAUCAAUGUGGAAUACAAUGUGUCUUAUGUGUACCAUGCCCUCUUUGCAUACUUUGACAGAGACAAUAUUGCUCUCAAGGGCCUUGCCAAGUUUUUCAAGGAAUCAAGUGAGGAAGAAAGAGAUCAUGCUGAAAAGUUCAUGACAUAUCAGAACAAACGAGGUGGAAGAGUAAAACUACACUCUAUAAUAGAGCCCCCUUCAGAGUUUGAUCAUGCAGAGAAGGGAGAAGCAUUGUAUGCUAUGGAGUUAGCAUUGUCUUUGGAGAAGCUGACAAAUGAAAAGCUCUUAAACUUGCAUAAGGUGGCGGAGCAUAACAAUGAUGCCCAAUUGACAGAUUUUAUAGAGACCGAGUUUCUGGCUGAGCAGGUUGAAGCCAUAAAGAAGACAGCUGAUUAUGUCACUCAAUUGCGGAGGGUUGGAAAAGGCCAUGGAGUGUGGCACUUUGAUCAAACGCUCCUUCAUGAGGGAGCUUAA